This is a messenger RNA of Puccinia graminis f. sp. tritici CRL 75-36-700-3, 704 nucleotides long. Its product is annotated as small nuclear ribonucleoprotein. Lineage: Eukaryota; Fungi; Basidiomycota; Pucciniomycetes; Pucciniales; Pucciniaceae. Gene Ontology annotation, molecular function: RNA binding. The transcript is spliced from 3 exons. Gene Ontology annotation, biological process: mRNA splicing, via spliceosome; maturation of SSU-rRNA. Bases 96 to 386 code for a protein of 96 amino acids. Gene Ontology annotation, cellular component: P-body; U4/U6 x U5 tri-snRNP complex; U6 snRNP. The record is from RefSeq and is a predicted model, not a curated record.
ACUUGCCCUAGAAAUUCUUGACAACGAAUCUCGAACAAAAAUCAACAAGACGAGCAGACCAUAGACUUCAACGGAACUCGACUAGACAAAACACAAUGUCCGACCAAAAUGACAAGGCUUCACCACCCGAUGACAAGACAUUAAACGUACCCAGUACAGGCACCGGCGGGACUCCCUCGGAUUUCCUAAAACAAGUCGUCGGUCAUCAAGUAACUGUCAGGCUGAAUAGCGGAGUAGAUUAUCGAGGUAUUUUGUCUUGCUUGGAUGGGUACAUGAACAUCGCUCUCGAAAACACUGAGGAGUAUGUUAAUGGGAUCAAGCGGAAUAGUUAUGGGGAUGCAUUCCUAAGGGGGAACAAUGUUUUGUACAUCAGUCGAGUCGAAUAAGACACACCUCGGUCAGCCACGGCUGAGUAGAUGUUCUUUUUUUCAAUUCUGUUUUUCUAUCAUUCUUAGGGAAGCUUUUUUUGGAAAAUGUAAAAUUUCUGAGUCUUCCCCCAUUUGCUCCCAGAUCUCUGCAUGUCGUUUUGUCCAUUCUUUUUUGGCCAUACCAAAGGCAUGCAUGCUACGGAGGGGCCUGCCGGUUCAAAAUAGUCUCAAUCCCUUCGCUCCAAUGAAUGUGUAAAUAUGUACCAAAUGACCCAAAUCGUAGCAAAUCAUCCAACUCCGGAAGCCCUUCGGAGUUCGGGCUCUCCUCGGAGAUAA